This is a messenger RNA of Dreissena polymorpha, 3789 nucleotides long. RefSeq names its product Na(+)/H(+) exchanger protein 7-like. Gene Ontology annotation, biological process: sodium ion transport; regulation of pH; proton transmembrane transport. The transcript is spliced from 24 exons. Lineage: Eukaryota; Metazoa; Mollusca; Bivalvia; Myida; Dreissenidae. Gene Ontology annotation, cellular component: membrane. The record is from RefSeq and is a predicted model, not a curated record. The coding region runs from base 152 to 2602 and encodes 816 amino acids. Gene Ontology annotation, molecular function: sodium:proton antiporter activity.
AGAACCCUUUAAUAAGGCCAUUGGUCGAAGUGAUGUGUACAUCGAACGGUCAUAUAAUACACAAAACUGCUCGUUGGAGUGACUUUUUCAACGUCUAUACAUAUUAUUAAUAUAAUUGCAAUUUAUUAACCUAUAUUGAGAGUGGACGGAAAUGGAUCUGCUCUGCUGGAAAGAGAUGCGCGCGUCCACGACAUGGCACCUGUCCUGUUUUUUGCUGAUCGUCUUUCACCUUCAAGCAUCUCAACAGUCCGCCAUCGAUGUCGCCACCUCGCUGUCUAACAAGAGCACUACUUCGAACUCGGCAGAACCGGAAGUAACGAACCAGAUAGGCACGGAAUCUAGCUUCGAAACAUCAACAUUUUCAUCAUCGUCGUCUUCAUCAUCACAAUCGCAUUCUUCAUCAUCCUCAUCUACUCCAUCAAGUAAUAACACCAACAGCGCCACUACCGUUGCAAAAUCUAAAACGGAGCCUUUAAUACAGGAUGACGGUCCGGAAGUGGUCGACCUGCACGACAAACACGGCCAACAUGGGGACUCUGUCCCCCUGGCGCCUAUACACUUUUCGCACGUGAAAUACGCGCUGGUGUUCUCCGUAGUCGUAAUCGUCGCUGGACUCAGCAAGAUCCUGUUCCACCACUCCCACUUCCUGUCAUCACGAGUCCCCGAGUCAUGUGUUCUCAUUGUAGUCGGCAUCAUAUUCGGUCUCAUACUGAGAUUUUCAAACGCCUCAGAAAAGAUAACACUGUAUGAACCGCACGAGUUCUUCUUGUAUCUGCUUCCACCCAUUAUAUUGGAAUCGGCAUUCAGUCUACACGAUCGAACGUUUGCUGACAACAUCGGUGGAGUUUUGCUGUUUGCAGUAGUUGGGACAGUUCUGAACUGCUUCUUGAUAGGCCCGUCCCUAUGGGGUCUCUACCAAGUUGGCGCGAUGGAGGAGAUCGAUUGUUCUUUUGUUCAGAUUCUCGUGUUCAGUGCUUUGAUUGUUGCCGUCGACCCAGUAGCGGUGCUGGCAAUAUUUCAGGAAGUAGGGGUGAACAACACACUCUAUUUUCUCGUGUUUGGAGAGUCCUUGUUGAACGACGGUGUGACGGUCGUUUUGUAUAACGUGAUGCAGGUCUUUAACGGGUUCGAAACUAUCUCCGUUGGCCAUAUGUUUUUGGGCGUGGCCAAGUUCUUUAUCGUCUGUUCAGUGGCCACUCUGAUUGGUAUCGUCUGCGGACUGAUUGCCUCGUUCUUGACAAAGUUUACUAACUCUGUUAAAGUUGUUGAACCAAUGAUUGUGUUUGGCUUUGCCUACAUCUCGUACUUGCUUUCCGAAAUGUUCCAAUUCUCCGGAAUCGUCAGUAUCAUCGCGUGCGGCAUAGUUCUAGUGCAUUAUGCUUUUCAUAACGUGACAAAAAAGUCUAGAAUGGCGAUCAAGUUCGUCUCGAAAGUGAUGGCAAACGCUUGCGAGAUCAUUGUCUUCAUGUUUAUCGGGUUCGUUACCGUGAAUCAAACUCAUGACUGGAAAUCAGGAUUCAUUCUAUGGACCACACUUUUGUGUAUCGUUUACAGAUUCGUAGUAACCUACUCUCUAUCCUACCUCGUCAAUCGUUUUGCAUCAACUCGGGUCCGGAAAAUUAGUUACGACGAAAUGUUUAUGAUAAGCUACGGCGGACUUCGUGGAGCCAUUUGUUUUUCACUGGCCGCUUUAAUCGACGAGACCGCGAUUCCGGCGAAAAAGCUGUUUGUUACCGCAACCUUGUUCGUGAUUUUUUUCACAGUGUUCGUUCAGGGCGGGACCAUCAAAUGGCUCACGAAAAAGUUUCGUAUUUCAUUGGCUGACACUAGCAAGGAAAUGCGCAUCAAUGAGGAGCUGUCAUCACACGUAUUCGAUCACGUAUGUGCGGGUAUGGAAGAAAUCAUGGGCUACACCACCGGUCAACAUCAUUUGAAGGCCAAGAUAUACCACUGGGACGAUACCAUCAUUCGACCGAUACUGCUGCGGAACGCCACGUACACGGAGCUUGAGGACAUAUCUACUUACUACGAGAAACUGGUGAUGAAAGAACACUAUAAGAAUCUGCAGUUGAGUGGAGCGAAAAUACCGCGAGUGAAGUCAUCAAUUCGCCGUCUUGAUAGCACACUUGCGCUGGAAGAGUUGAAACACCAUGCAUCUGAGCUUGGGUCGACAGAAGCUCUACACGACACUGUUGCAAGACGAGAACAGGAAGUACAAGAAGAAAACAGACGACAUGGCGACGAACACCACAAAUUCUUUCCACAAACGCUGCGUGCCGCUUCAAGCCGGCUACAUCGAGCGGUUCACGAUAAGAACAUCACGGCGUCGAACGGUAACGCGUCCAGAAUGAUCAACCUCUUGCGCAAGAAGCAUACCAAGAACAGCAUGUUGAGCGAGAUGCGCGAGAGGAGUGAGCAGGGGGAUUCAUUCAAACCUGUGGCAGCGGCUCCUAGCAGCCUCUCCUUAAAUAGCGACGGUAGCACGACGUAUGAAGAAAACGGGAAAUCGAGUCAUGUUGUGUUCACAAUUCAGGACACGUUGUCUGAAGAAGACGAGACCAAGGGAGAUCAUGCAUACACGAACGCGACCUUUCACUUUUAAUUUGUAAAACUUCACAAUGUUCAUGUGAAAAUUGAGCCAUAAAUAGUCAUCUACGAACGGUCACGUGACAUUUGAGCUAUAAAUAAUGAAACUACUCACAUUAUUUUAAUACAUCACGUUUGUCUUGAGUACGCAUGUAUUCACCAUGUUUUAGGCCAAAACCUUUGAUUUUAUGAAUUUAUAAAUUGAAUGUCUAACUUCGGAUUUUUUAUAUAUAUUUUUAAAAUCUGUGUGCCUCAUAUGUUAUGAAACUGAUUUUAUUACAAAUUACCGGUUAGAAAGAUUUUAAAUCGUACAACUGCUUUUCAAUACGUAGUACAUUAGGGGGAUACAGGAAACGCCAGGGAUGUCCAGUCCGUAGACGCGCUUUGCAAAACAAUAUGCAAGAUUCACACUUGCAGACAAUUUUCUCACCAAAUGAAGUUUUGCAUGCGAGUUUAUACCAUCGAAUGUUUAGUAUUACAAAUUUUAUGUUCAUUUUUUAAUUAAGACAUUUUAUAACAUCACGUCUUUUAUUUAUAGCUGUAUUUAAAUUUUGUCUGGAGAAAAUCUCGAAAACUAAAUGAGCCAUAACUCUUGCUUUCGUUUUUCAGAGAGUUAUUGCCCUUGAUUAGUUGUUAUACUUCAAUUUCGUUCGAGUUUAUCGACAACUUUUUUAAGAAGUUCAGCUCUGAACUUAUUAUCUAUGAAGACCUCAUGCAGGAGGUUGAAGUGUAUACGACUCAUUACUAUUGCUUUAAUCAUUUCAGUUAUUUCUCCUUUAAACGUUGAUGGUGAUAUUUUUGCAUAUCUCGAUAAAAUGAAGUAUUGGUAUACCAACACAUCGUUCAUGCAUUAUAUAGCAUAUCUUGUGUGUUCUUUGUUGACAAAGCAGGGGUGGUCCUCAGACAUAUUAUGAUUUGAUCUCAUAUCUGUUUUUUUAUUGUUUUUAACUAUAUGCUUAUUUUGAGUCGUUUUUAUUCAUAACAUUUUUUUAUAUGUAAACUUUGUAGAAAGUGUAUAUAACUUCAUAAGACAUACUCGAAGACAUUCGUGGUAUGGGUUGUGAUAUAUUUUUAUAUUUUGUUUCUUUGUUUUUAUUUUUGUUUUUAUGUUUGUUUUUAGUUCUUAUAUUUGUAGAUAGGGUUUUAUCUGAAAAGCAAUCUGCUUUUGUAUGAUUGCUUUAACAGAUAUAAACUAUUUUGAAA